Molecule: messenger RNA, 664 nt
Organism: Teleopsis dalmanni
Lineage: Eukaryota; Metazoa; Arthropoda; Insecta; Diptera; Diopsidae
Product: glutathione S-transferase theta-4-like
Exons: 4
Biological process (GO): glutathione metabolic process
Cellular component (GO): cytoplasm
Molecular function (GO): glutathione transferase activity
Source: RefSeq, a predicted model, not a curated record
UUUUGUUGUUUUAUAGGUGAACAUUUAACCGGUGAAUUUCGCGAUAAAGUAAAUCGUUUGAGAAAGCUACCCGCUAUCACCGAUCACGGUUUUCAAUUAUCAGAAGAUGUGGCGAUAUUCAGGCAUUUAUCACGAGAGAAACUCGUGCCUGAACAUUGGUAUCCACGUAAACAUCUUGGACGUAGUCGCAUCGAUGAAUUCUUAGCUUGGCAACAAAGUAAUAUGGGCGUGGCAUGUACUGAUUUGUUUCAACAAAAAUGGCUAGUACCUUAUUUGGAAAAGACGCAACCAAAUAAUAAUUCCGUCAAUCAUGCUACCAAACGUCUCGAACAUACGUUAAAUGACUUUGAAAAAUUAUUUUUGAAUUCAAAAAAAUUUAUUAUUGGUAAUAAUAUUUCCUUUGCUGAUCUCUCUGCCAUCUGUGAAAUUGAUCAACCAAAAUCAAUUGGUUUCAAUCCAUUUAGUAAUCGCGUUAAACUAGCUAGAUGGUAUGAAUCGGUACGUGACGAAUUGGGUCCUUUCUACAAGGAAGUAACCGAAGAUUUUGAAAAUAAACUUAAAAAUGCUGAAAAUAACAUGGAAGCUGUUUCAUUAAAACAGUAAAUUAUUGUUACUUAGUUUUUAAUUUUUAAACGAUUUUUAUUUUAAAAUUUUACCUAAGAAA